Molecule: messenger RNA, 748 nt
Organism: Panicum virgatum (switchgrass)
Lineage: Eukaryota; Viridiplantae; Streptophyta; Magnoliopsida; Poales; Poaceae
Product: protein FAM32A-like
Exons: 3
Coding region: 164-574 (136 amino acids)
Cellular component (GO): nucleolus
Source: RefSeq, a predicted model, not a curated record
UUUUUCGUUAUACACCUGGCCCAUAUUUUGCAACCUUUGCUUGCCUCGCCGUCUCUCUCUCUGUCUCUCUCUCUCCCCCUCGUCGCCGGACACAUUGAAGCAGGUCGUCGAGGCGUCGGUUCCCAGCCGCCCCCGAGGGGGAACCGCAGGGAACACCUGCGAGAUGUCCGAGUACCAAAAUGUCGUUGGGGGGAGGCUGAAGCUGAAGGGGAAAGCGCUGGAUGUCAAGGAAGGUGGAGUCAAGAAAAAGAAGAAGAAGAAGCAGCACCGUGAGGAGUCGUCUCAGAUUGGGCAUGAUGAACUUAAUGAAGGUGGAAACUCUGAAUUGCCAACCGAUCCUAACAGUGAGCUGACUGAAGCGGACAAGAUGGGAGAGGAGGAAGGGAACCCACAUCCUGAUUACGACCACCUCACACCAGCCGAGAGACGCUACAUGGAACAGAAGCAGAAGAUUGACAUGCAGAAGUUGGCCAAAGUUGCCAACAAAUCACACAGGGACCGGAUCCAGGACUUCAACCAGUACUUGGCAAACCUUAGCGAGCAUUACGACAUCCCAAAAGUUGGUCCCGGCUAACAUGGCGAAAGUGCAGUGCUUCACAGAAACAGUUGUAUGCUUGGCUUGUUAAGUCUGUUUCAUGUUAUGCGUUAUCAGUAUGUUGUAAAAUUGUGGAAACUAUUUUAUUUCAAAACCAUGUUCCAAACGUUGCAAUAUAUUUCCUUUUGAAACAAGCAUUGGCCAAUUUGAGUC